AUGUCUAUAAUACUCUUAGGAUAGAUUGGAUCAGGCAAUACAACAUUGUAGAAUAAAAUUACACAAUCUAAUGAAAAAACAUUUACAGGCGGAGACUCAGUUACUAUGAAUAUAUUUAAAAAAAAAUCCUGCUUCGGUUCAGGAUUCUCAGUUUUAGAUAUUCCAAGCUAUGAUUCUUAUUCUAAAAAUGUAAAUUAUUAUGUAAGUGUGCUUUCUGCAUUAUCUGAAGGACCACUUAAUAGACUAAUUAUUGUGGUUAAAUUUAAUUAAACAAGAAUAAUAAUUGAAGAUGUAAAAAAAAUUUUACGAACAUUUUAUAAUUAUUGCUCUCUUAUAACAGUAAUUAUUACAUUUUGGGAUUUAUGCGAAAUAGGAGAAAAAUAAGAAAAUAAAAGAGAUAUUGAAAAAAUGCUAGGAUAAUAUAAAAUUAAUUCAGUGUUGUUUUUUGAGAAGAAUGAUUCUUCUGAAAUCAUUUGUUAGCAAAUUGAUCAAAUAAUUGCUAAAUCAGAAUCAUAAAAUAUCAUUUUACAAGAAGAUCACUAUCUUAAAAAUAUAUAUAUGAAUCAAGAGUAUGAUGGAGAGAUAUUUGAAAUUGAAAUGUUGAAAGAUCAUUAUAUAGCAUAUUACUAUAAUUUUUAUAAAUAAGCAAUAAAACUAAUAUAAGAUUAAACAGUUCCUCUAGGAUUAUAAGCAGAUUAUUUUUCUGCAUUAGCUUAAUUUGCACUAAAAACAGUAAAAGAAAUCAUAAAAAAAUUUGAGGGGAUACAUUAUCAAUAAUAGAUUAAUUAGAAGAGAAAUAAUAAUUUAUUGCCUUUAAAAUUCAUUUUGAAAUGAAGAAUACUUUAUUUAAAUAUUAUAGCGGGAUUGUUGAUAAGUUAAAUCAAAAAAUUUAUUCUGGACAUCAUUUCUCAAAUUAUAUAAAAAAAUGUAAUUAUUGCAAUUAAAUUUGGCUCAAAACUAGUGGUUGUUCUUCCUACACAGUAUGUGGAUAAAUAGAUGACAAUCAUGAAGAUCAUUUGAUAAAGUAUGAAAGCCCUCCUCUAAAAUUUGAUUGUACAUAUCAUAAAGAAAAGUUGGAAAUUAAACCUAAUGAGACAGUGAGAGCUUUAAUAAUAACAUUAAAUGAAUAAAAUAGAUAGAAUUUAAAGACAAAUGAGCAAAAUAUGUAAUAAUUCUAAUACAUUUAACUUGGUUAUAAAUUUGCUAAAGUAGGUAGAAUGGGAUGUAAAAGUAAAAUCGAUUGGAGGCAUAUGAUUCCAUUAACAAAAGAUGAAUUAAAUGAAGUUUUAGGUAUUUUGGAUGAAAGAUUUUGUGAUUACUUAGAUGACCUCGAAAAAGUAUACAAUUAACGAACAGCAAUUUAUGAAAGCUAACUUAAAAAUGAAAUAGAAAAAAAAAUUUAAGAAUAAAAGACAAAGUUACAAAAAUAAUGA
Paramecium primaurelia is the source of this 1433-nucleotide messenger RNA. The record is from the annotation of a GenBank genome assembly. Lineage: Eukaryota; Ciliophora; Oligohymenophorea; Peniculida; Parameciidae.